Drosophila ananassae is the source of this 1078-nucleotide messenger RNA. RefSeq lists its product as uncharacterized. Bases 162 to 1022 code for a protein of 286 amino acids. Lineage: Eukaryota; Metazoa; Arthropoda; Insecta; Diptera; Drosophilidae. The record is from RefSeq and is a predicted model, not a curated record. The transcript has a single exon.
UGGUUCCGAGCCCAGGAAUGUGGAGCUACCAGUUUUAGUAAUAGAUUCAUCUAAAGCAGACAAAAUUUUUGUACGUAAAAAUUUUUGGUCAAACCCAAAAACUAAAAACAAAAAAAAAAAAAUUUUUUCGGGCUAUUUGAUUUCGAUAGUUUUCCACCAAGAUGAUGCUAUCAACCUACCAGCAUGACUACGUGCCACCAAGUGCCAAGCGGUACGAGUUCCUCACGCGCGCCAAAGGCCUGGAGGGCCACGACGGGCCCAUGGUAAUUGAGUGCGAGUGCUCGGACGAGACCAAGAUCAACAUGCCGCCAGCUGCGGCCAAGGACUGCAGCGGUGUGGAGUGGACGGGCAUUGCGCCCAUGGGCAAGCUGGUCGACCCGCGGCUCAUUCCCACCCAGCUGACCCAGGACCAGGUCGAGAAAAUGGCCUUCUCAGCGGAAACCGACUGCUUCAAACUGCAGCCGAACCGGUUCCUCAAAAUCCUGCGCACGGUCUACCCCGACCUGUACGAGCGCCUGAAGGUGCUGCCCAAGGACGAGCUGAGCCGCAGGCUGGAGAAAAACCGGAUGUUCACCACCUACCAGAUCGACUACUGCAACAUGAACGAGUACCCGGAGGGAAUAUACGAGAGUCUGAAGACUGAGGAUGAGUCCUCGAAGCAGAACUCGAACAAGCUGAUGAACGAGCGCGGACCAUGCUCAGAAUUCCGGCAGAACGUGAUGAACGAACUGGAACGGGAGACGUCCCCCGGGUACGACGUGUCGCGGGACGAGUGCGAAAAGUCCUACAAGCCGUUUAAGACCACCUUCGCGGACUCCUCAUCCUUCGUCGACUCGGGCAGCAACUCCCACUGGAGCGCGGCCCCCACGACGUACCGCAAGAUGCCCAACUUCAGCGAGUACAUGGACUCGAUCAGCCGCAACGGCUGCGUCAUCAUGCGCAACAAGCUGCACGACCACUCCAAGUGCUUGGCCAAGUACUGCAAGCACGACCUCAAGUUCACUUGUGCGGACUUGAAGUGAUUUUUUUGAAUGUGUAGUGGUGUGCUUUUUGGUUUGAAUACACUUUGGUAGCGUAA